Molecule: messenger RNA, 663 nt
Organism: Dioscorea cayenensis subsp. rotundata (Guinea yam)
Lineage: Eukaryota; Viridiplantae; Streptophyta; Magnoliopsida; Dioscoreales; Dioscoreaceae
Exons: 2
Coding region: 1-663 (220 amino acids)
Source: RefSeq, a predicted model, not a curated record
AUGGUUGGCAGGCCUAGUGCGAAAGAAUGCUCCUUAGCAAACAACUGCAAGCGGGAUGUGUUUACAAUUGCCAUAGAUUUAGUAAAGGAGGAUGUGCAGAAUAUAAUCGCCAAACCUGCUGUACAAAUAAUUGUGGGAAUAGAGCUCAAGCAGCUCCCCGCCCACCUGGAAUAUGUAUUCCUUGACAAUGAUCCAUUUUAUGAGGAUUCUUUCUAUGGGUGCUUGGAGAAUUUAAGACGUGCCCUUGCCAGGUACAAGGAAACAAAUUUGGUACUAAACUGGGAGAAAUGCCAAGUAAUGGUGAGGGAAGGAAUUGUCUUGGGUCACAAAAUCUCUCAUGAGGGGAUUGAGGUAGACAAGGCCAAGCUCGACGCAAUCGGAAAACUUCCUCGACCUAAAUCCACCAAAGAUGUUCGGAGCUUUCUCAGCCAUAUGGGAUUUUAUAGGAGAUUCAUUCUAGAUUUCUCAAGAAUAUCAAAACCCCUAACAAAGCUUUUAGAAAAGGACACAUUGAUCAACUUUGAUCAACAUUGUUUAUUGGUCUUCCAAACUUUGAAAGAAAUGUUGGUCAAUGCCCCAAUUGUAAAGACUCCUGAUUGGGAAUUCCCUUUUGAUCUCAUGUGUGAUGCAAGUGACUGGGCAGUGGGAGUAGUGUUGGGAUAG